Ixodes scapularis (black-legged tick) is the source of this 462-nucleotide messenger RNA. RefSeq lists its product as uncharacterized. Lineage: Eukaryota; Metazoa; Arthropoda; Arachnida; Ixodida; Ixodidae. The record is from RefSeq and is a predicted model, not a curated record. The coding region runs from base 32 to 415 and encodes 127 amino acids. The transcript is spliced from 4 exons.
CACACCCUCGUUGAGAACCAGUACACCAACAAUGGGGUUGACCGGAACCACGCUGGUGUUGGUGUCUCUGGCCUUUUUCGGAAGCGCUGCAGCCCACAAUUGCCAGAACGGAACGAGACCCGAAUCGGAGAAAAAUCGAGAAGGCUGCGACUAUUACUGCUGGAACGCUGAGACCAAAUUAUGGGACCAAUUUUUCUUUGGGAACGGAGAAACAUGCUUUUACAACAGUGGUGAUCGGGGAACAUGUCAAAACGGAGAAUGUCAUUUGAACACUAGUUCAGGUGGGCCCAACGAGACUGAUGACAAUACUCCUGCGCCCACUGCAAAGCCGAAGCAAAAAAAGAAGAAAACUAAGAAGACUAAGAAAACGAAGAAGACUAAGAAACCAAAGAAAGAUCAGGAGGGGAACUUCUGAUUAAAAUCCCUAAAACUAAACCAGGCUAAAUAAAUCUGAGACACUGA